Nicotiana attenuata is the source of this 700-nucleotide messenger RNA. RefSeq lists its product as uncharacterized. The transcript is spliced from 4 exons. The record is from RefSeq and is a predicted model, not a curated record. Lineage: Eukaryota; Viridiplantae; Streptophyta; Magnoliopsida; Solanales; Solanaceae. Bases 19 to 522 code for a protein of 167 amino acids.
AAGCUUCGAGUGCAAGUGAUGGAUCACACUGGCUUUAUAUCUUUGUUGCCUUGGGAUCGUGAAGCAACAAGUCUCAUUGGGAAGUCUGCUAAUGAGUUAAAUGAAAUUUCAAUUGAGGCUUCUACUGUUAUUGAUGAGUGUUCUUAUCCAGUGGAGUUGUAUGAUAUUCUUGACAAAAAAGUCCUAUUUAAAGUGACUGCCAAGAGCUCCAACAUUAAAGUGCAUGCGGAAGUUUAUAAUGUUGUUAAAAUCAGCGAGGACGAUAACCUUAUACAUCAAUAUAGUCAAUUUGCACAAGAUGAUACAUUCACUGACCCUGAUUUUGAGUGUCAACAACACACUGAUGCAGACACAACUUUCAAGGAUUCAAUGGCUGAAAAUGAUAUGACUUCUCCUGCAAAUACCCCUGCCAAAAGAAGUAGAGAAGAGGAUGGAUCAUCUGUAGUAGAUGUUGGUGAUGAUCUUGCACAAUUUUCAAGUAACAAGCUUAAAAAAGUGAUCAAACAGGAGAAAAAUCCGUAAAUUGAAACAUUUACUUUUGGGAUUAUGACUUUAAUCGUACUAUUUCAUUAGCAAGUACUUUGGAACAAUUUCAAGUAGUUUGGUUUGUAUUUUAAUUUGGUUUCUACCAUUUAGGAUCAUGAUUUAAUAUCUGAAAUUACUUGACUCUUUGUGAUAUGAACUUCACUUAUGUCAGAAG